Molecule: messenger RNA, 5400 nt
Organism: Acomys russatus (golden spiny mouse)
Lineage: Eukaryota; Metazoa; Chordata; Mammalia; Rodentia; Muridae
Gene: Syngap1
Product: synaptic Ras GTPase activating protein 1
Exons: 17
Coding region: 805-4659 (1284 amino acids)
Biological process (GO): negative regulation of Ras protein signal transduction; regulation of GTPase activity
Source: RefSeq, a predicted model, not a curated record
UGUGCAACCUGGAGGCAGGCAGGAAAAUGUAGUGUGGCUUUCACUGUUCUAUUCCGGAACCUAGUGGGUUAACAGGCAGUUCUUCCGGUGCCCCCCCAGCCUGUAGCUUCUUGUUGCCAUGGAGAUGGUGGCCCCGCCCCUGAUGCAGCACCGGCCCCCCCAUUGGCUGCAGUGGUGACUGUGGGGCUGAGGGGGGAGCCCAGGCCUGGGCAGCCAUUCUCGAGCUGGAGCUUGGCACCCCCACUUCCAUUCUCCUUCAGCCCCUCAGCCCCUCCAAAUUCCCUAGCAGCGGACCUUCAGCUCCCAUUCCUUAGACUCUUGCCAGCCGAGCUUCAUCCGCAUUCCCCUCCCCCUCCCCAGCCUUUUUACUUGGGAGUCCCCAGAAUCCCACUGCCCAUCCUCCCACUGCCCUGCAUUCUUCUCUUCUCUUCAGCCCUCACUAGCACUGCAGUGCACGUGGAACCGGCUCCUCCUUCCCACUCCUCAUCUACCCUUCCUGGGGUUUUCUGUCCCCCUCCACUCAGCACAGGUCUCUUCUGAGACACCCCCUCCAGUCCUGGGAGGGGGUCAUGGGAGGCAGCCCUGGGCCUCCAGCCAGACAGAGUCUCUGGGAAGCGUGCAGCCGCGGGAGGAUGUGCCCAGCUGGGGAAAGAGGAAAGCCCACCCGCGGGCAAUGACCUUUAACCCGUCUCCCCGCAAGCAAGCCCCUUCUCUUGGGUCGGGACGGGCCACUGAGCCUCCCUGGGCCGUGGGUGUCCUCCAUGACGGAGGCUUUACUGACCCUCCCGACUGCCAGCCCCAGUCAUGGGCUUGCGGCCUCCCACCCCGACCCCAUCAGGGGGCUCCGGCUCAGGCUCCCUGCCCCCUCCUUCCCACCGCCAGCCUCUCCGCCGCCGCUGCUCUUCUUGCUGCUUCCCGGGGGAAUACCACUUGGGUCGCUCGAGGAGGAAGAGUGUCCCUGGGGGGAAGCAGUACAGCAUGGAGGCCGCCCCCGCUGCGCCCUUCCGGCCCUCGCAAGGCUUCCUGAGCCGGAGGCUAAAAAGCUCUAUCAAACGUACAAAAUCACAACCCAAACUUGACCGGACCAGCAGUUUUCGGCAGAUCCUGCCUCGCUUCAGAAGUGCUGACCAUGACCGGGCCCGGCUGAUGCAAAGCUUUAAGGAGUCCCACUCCCACGAGUCCUUGCUGAGCCCCAGCAGCGCUGCCGAGGCCUUGGAGCUGAACCUGGAUGAAGACUCCAUUAUAAAGCCCGUACACAGCUCCAUCCUGGGCCAGGAGUUCUGCUUUGAGGUCACAACGUCAUCGGGAACAAAAUGUUUUGCCUGUCGGUCUGCAGCAGAAAGGGACAAGUGGAUUGAGAAUCUGCAGCGGGCAGUGAAGCCAAACAAGGACAACAGCCGCCGCGUAGACAACGUGCUGAAACUGUGGAUCAUAGAGGCGCGAGAGCUGCCCCCCAAGAAGCGGUAUUACUGCGAGCUAUGCCUGGACGACAUGCUGUACGCACGCACCACCUCCAAGCCCCGCUCAGCGUCAGGAGACACCGUCUUUUGGGGCGAGCACUUUGAGUUUAACAACCUGCCUGCUGUCCGGGCCCUGCGGCUGCAUCUGUACCGCGACUCGGACAAAAAGCGGAAGAAGGACAAGGCGGGCUACGUUGGCCUGGUGACUGUACCAGUGGCCACACUGGCUGGACGCCACUUCACAGAGCAGUGGUACCCCGUGACCUUGCCAACAGGCAGUGGGGGCUCGGGGGGUGUGGGCUCCGGAGGAGGAGGUGGGUCAGGGGGCGGCUCAGGGGGCAAGGGGAAAGGAGGCUGCCCUGCUGUGCGGCUGAAGGCGCGGUACCAGACGAUGAGCAUCCUGCCCAUGGAGCUAUACAAGGAGUUCGCAGAGUUCGUCACCAGCCACUACCGCAUGCUGUGCGCAGUGCUGGAGCCCGCCCUGAACGCUAAGGGCAAGGAGGAGGUGGCCAGCGCGCUGGUUCACAUACUGCAGAGUACAGGCAAGGCCAAGGACUUCCUUUCAGACAUGGCCAUGUCUGAAGUAGACCGGUUCAUGGAACGGGAACACCUCAUAUUCCGCGAGAACACGCUCGCCACUAAAGCCAUAGAAGAGUAUAUGAGACUGAUUGGUCAGAAAUACCUCAAGGAUGCCAUUGGGGAGUUCAUCCGUGCUCUCUAUGAGUCUGAGGAGAACUGUGAAGUGGACCCCAUCAAGUGCACAGCGUCCAGUCUGGCCGAACACCAGGCCAACCUGCGGAUGUGCUGUGAGUUGGCCCUGUGCAAGGUGGUCAACUCCCACUGCGUGUUCCCGAGGGAGCUGAAGGAGGUGUUUGCAUCUUGGCGGCUGCGCUGCGCAGAGCGGGGCCGGGAGGACAUUGCGGACAGGCUGAUCAGCGCCUCGCUCUUCCUGCGCUUCCUCUGCCCCGCCAUCAUGUCGCCCAGUCUGUUUGGGCUCAUGCAGGAGUACCCGGACGAGCAGACCUCACGGACCCUGACCCUCAUCGCCAAGGUCAUCCAGAACCUGGCCAACUUUUCCAAGUUUACCUCAAAGGAGGACUUCCUGGGCUUCAUGAACGAGUUUCUGGAGCUGGAGUGGGGUUCCAUGCAGCAGUUCUUGUACGAAAUAUCCAACCUGGACACCCUGACCAACAGCAGCAGUUUUGAGGGCUAUAUAGACUUGGGCCGCGAGCUCUCCACACUUCACGCCCUGCUCUGGGAGGUGCUGCCCCAGCUCAGCAAGGAAGCUCUCCUGAAGCUGGGCCCACUGCCCCGGCUCCUCAAUGACAUCAGCACAGCCCUGAGGAACCCUAACAUCCAGAGGCAGCCAAGCCGUCAGAGCGAGCGGACUCGGCCUCAGCCCAUGGUGCUGCGAGGACCCUCGGCCGAGAUGCAGGGCUACAUGAUGCGGGACCUCAACAGCUCCAUCGACCUUCAGUCCUUCAUGGCUCGAGGCCUCAACAGCUCUAUGGACAUGGCUCGCCUCCCCUCCCCAACCAAGGAGAAGCCGCCGCCACCGCCACCCGGUGGGGGUAAAGACCUGUUCUACGUGAGUCGGCCACCCCUGGCCCGGUCAUCCCCAGCAUAUUGCACAAGCAGCUCAGACAUCACGGAGCCAGAGCAGAAGAUGCUGAGCGUCAACAAGAGCGUGUCCAUGCUGGAUCUCCAGGGUGAUGGGCCUGGGGGCCGCCUUAACAGUAGCAGCGUUUCCAACCUGGCAGCUGUUGGGGACUUGUUGCACUCAAGCCAGGCCUCACUGACAGCAGCCUUGGGGUUGCGGCCUGCACCUGCCGGGCGCCUCUCCCAAGGGAGUGGCUCUUCCAUCACAGCAGCUGGCAUGCGCCUCAGCCAGAUGGGUGUCACUACGGACGGUGUCCCUGCCCAGCAACUUCGCAUCCCCCUUUCCUUCCAGAACCCUCUAUUCCACAUGGCUGCUGAUGGGCCGGGGCCCCCAGGGGGCCAUGGAGGGAGCAGUGGCCACGGACCACCCUCCUCCCAUCACCACCACCACCACCACCACCACCACCGAGGGGGAGAGCCCCCAGGGGACACUUUUGCCCCAUUCCAUGGCUAUAGCAAGAGCGAGGACCUCUCCUCAGGGGUUCCUAAGCCCCCUGCCGCCUCCAUCCUCCACAGCCACAGCUAUAGUGAUGAGUUUGGACCCUCUGGUACUGAUUUUACCCGUCGGCAGCUCUCACUUCAGGACAACCUGCAGCACAUGCUGUCCCCUCCCCAGAUCACCAUCGGUCCCCAGAGGCCAGCUCCCUCAGGGCCCGGAGGUGGGAGUGGUGGGGGCAGUAGUGGGGGUGGUGGGGGCCAGCCGCCUCCCUUGCAGAGGGGCAAGUCUCAACAGUUGACAGUGAGCGCUGCCCAGAAACCCCGGCCGUCCAGUGGGAACCUAUUGCAGUCCCCGGAACCAAGUUAUGGUCCUGCCCGUCCACGGCAACAGAGCCUCAGCAAAGAGGGCAGCAUUGGGGGCAGCGGGGGCAGCGGUGGCGGAGGGGGUGGGGGGCUCAAGCCCUCCAUCACCAAGCAGCACUCCCAGACUCCAUCCACGCUGAACCCCACCAUGCCGGCCUCAGAGCGGACUGUUGCCUGGGUCUCCAACAUGCCGCACCUGUCAGCCGACAUCGAGAGCGCGCACAUCGAGCGGGAGGAGUACAAGCUCAAGGAGUACUCCAAGUCCAUGGACGAGAGCCGGCUGGACAGGGUGAAGGAGUACGAGGAGGAGAUUCACUCGCUGAAGGAGAGGCUACACAUGUCCAACCGGAAGCUGGAAGAGUACGAGCGGAGGCUGUUGUCCCAGGAAGAGCAGACCAGCAAGAUCCUGAUGCAGUACCAAGCCCGCCUGGAGCAGAGUGAGAAGCGCCUGAGGCAGCAGCAGGUGGAGAAGGACUCCCAGAUCAAGAGCAUCAUUGGCAGGCUGAUGCUGGUGGAGGAGGAGCUGCGUCGGGACCACCCCGCCAUGGCUGAGCCGCUGCCUGAACCCAAGAAGAGGCUGCUCGACGCUCAGGAGAGGCAGCUUCCCCCCUUGGGUCCAACAAACCCGCGUGUGACGCUGGCCCCACCUUGGAACGGCCUGGCCCCCCCAGCCCCACCCCCCCCACCCCGGCUGCAGAUCACAGAGAACGGCGAGUUCCGAAACACCGCGGACCACUAGCCCACCCAGCAUCACAGACCUCCUUCCUUGUGUACCCAACCCCGGAACAUCACCACCCACCAGGACUGGACGUCACCGAGGGACAGCGGGAUUGCCUCCCUUAAUGCAAUGCCUCCUGGGGCACCCAUCUGCCACCCUCCACCCUGCACUUCCAGGAGGGAGAGUGGGACCCUUAGCUGCCCUCUUUCACCCCAGGACACCACCUACCCCACACAGACCCCUUCACUCUGGGGUGCUAUCCCCGUCCUCUGCCUCACAGUUCCCCUGAGCACUGGGGGACAGACCCCCACCCCCACACUGGGGGUGUGGCACCUCCAAACUUUCAACUUCAGGGUGAUUUUUUAGCAGUAACCAGAGCUGACAAUCUAACUCCCCUCCACCACCCCAUUUUGGCCUCCCCUGUCCCCCUUGUUAUGGGGAGGGGACCCCAGGUGAGGGGGCCCUAUUACCCCUUGAUUUCUCAGGAGCGUCUGGGGGGGCUCAGCACGCACAAACUCCUUCUCCUCUCUCCACUCUUAGAUUUAUUCUCCCCACCCAGAGCCCAGAUGGGGUGGAGGGGCCACCGGGGCAGGGAGGGGGCGGCAAGGGGGGAAUGGGGUCGCCUCCCCUUCUUCCCACACCUGAUCUGCUCUUGGCUGGUCCCAGAGCGGGGUGAGGGGGCUCACGCCCCCCCCUCCCCCAGUGUGUUGGGUGGGGUGGAACUGAGGUUCGGAUGAGGGUUAGGGUUUGGGAGGCUAUGUG